UAUCUUCCCCUCCUCCGCGCCUACGUGCCCCCACCUCCUUAUUCGUCCGCCUUCGGCUCCCUCUUUACUGCCGACACCACUAUCGUCGUCGCUUCUCUGUCUCUCCACGCUACCUGAAUCGACUCUCCCGGGAUGCUGCAAUUGUUGACAAUGCCGGAGAGUGAGAGAGAGUGCUGUGAGAGGAGUCGGGGCGAUUCCGCAUUUCGUACCCCGACACCCGUACGAGCGGUGGUGCCGCCGCUCUUCUCUGCCGGUGAACUUUUCGGAAGUGUGGGCGCGUGCGCAUGUCUACCAGUCGAGCUUUCUCUCUUCACCGUACUCGUCGCCACUUCUCUCCGUCUUUCUUCUUUCUUUUCCUCAUAUCUAUCUCUCUCUCUAUCGUUCUCUCGUUCGUUCACUGUACGGUGCCGGUUCGAAGGUUUCUACCGAACAGCGUUAAAUGUGAUUUCUUCGGUUGAAGUAAGAAGAGCCUGUGUGACUACAUUCUACAUUCCCGUUAAACUCUGUAGCUUUCCAUUCCAUCAAUUGAUAAUUUAAUGUGAUGCAGUUAGAAAUUUGAGAUAUUUACAUGACAGUGCAUGUAACUUGGAAAACAUCAGAACUUAUUAUUCAUAUAAACAUUAUAACAUAAAUUGUGAAUUAAAUAUUACGGUUAUGAAAAGUAUUCGGUAGUGAACAAUUUUAUCGUAACGGUGUUAAAAUGAGAUCGAUACGUGUUAGUGCGUACCGGGCUUUGUGCUCAGCUAAAAAUGACUAUUUUCUGUGAUCGAGCUAUUUUUUUUUUUUUUUUACUUGUGAGUUUGAUAACAAUGCCCACAGAUCACAGUGACAUUGUUGAUUUUAUCAAUCAUUCAUAAAGUGAUCGGUUCUUUUUCUACAUCUUUUAUAUUUCUUAUUCAAGACGUUGAUUCGAUUAUUAUUAUUACUCAUCUAUCGAAACAAUGUCGUUGCCGCGGGGUGUCGGUCUUGGUGUCGACGUGGGUCAAUUAAUGCAACAUCAGCAACAACAACAGCAACAUCACGUGCUACCAGCCGCGUUUUUUCUUCGUGCUAGUGCUGAGAGAUAUCAAAGGACACCGAAAUGUGCAAGAUGCCGUAAUCACGGUGUUGUUUCCGCGUUAAAAGGUCACAAACGAUACUGUCGUUGGCGGGAUUGCGUAUGUGCGAAAUGUACAUUAAUUGCGGAGAGACAACGGGUCAUGGCUGCUCAGGUCGCGUUAAGAAGGCAACAGGCCCAGGAGGAGAGCGAAGCCCGCGAAUUGGGCCUGCAACUGCAGUACAAUGCUGGCAGCUGCACUACUGCUCCCGUGUUGCCUGGCGCAGCGAGUGCUACUACGCCAGCUGGCAGUCCGCCCCCGCACCCGGCCCAUGUAGCAAGUCCGGCCGGUUUAGCAAUUCCAGCGGCUGCAGCAGCCGCGGCCGCGGCUGCCGCCGCGCACAUCCAAACGCAACUUCAGCAUCAGCAACCUGAUUGCAGUCUUUUGCAACGGAAGAGACUUCCUCAGGAUGAAUAUCGGCAGCCUAAGAUCGAGAAACAAGAAUCAAUCGUCGGUGGAAUUGGCGGCACAAAGAGGUCGAGAAUCUCUGAGAGCACUACGGGAACAAUGCUUUCCACGAGCGACACCGGUAACGAAGACGACCGUGACUCCGACUCUGGUGGAGAACUUCUUACUGACCGUUCAUUGGCAAUUCCAACGUCAAUUGGAAUAACGGAGAACGAUACAACGCGGAAACGAUCAAACAGCCUGAACGAUUCUGAGGAUGGAAGUCCGGAACCAGGUUCCCAGAGCCCGACGCAUACACCUCCACUGACGCCAGCAUUGACACCGCAAAGAGAGGAUACGCCAGCGCCAGAAAAUCUCAGCCUUCGCAAAAGCGGAAGUCCUCAACAAACGCAACAAACGCUUCAACCGGUGGACUUGGUACAGCCUAGACCUAGCCCUCCACUACCUUCGUUGGCGGCCGCAGCGACCGCGGUACACUUUCCACCCUAUGCCCCUCUAUACGGUCCAGCAGCGAGUUCGCUUUAUUGUUCUCCAGCGUUGUACCAGCAUCAACAUCAUCAUCACAUGCCAGAGCCCCGUGAGAUUCAAAUGCAGAUGCAGAUGCAGAAUAUUCAACAGACUUGCGGCCUUCAGUUGCAGCAACAACAACAGCAACAGCAGCAACAACAACAACAACAGCAGCAACAACGAUCGCCUGUCGACGUUCUGUUGCGAGUAUUCCCGGGAAGACGUCGCGCGGACGUCGAGGCUCUGUUGCACCGGUGCAAAGGCGACGUGGUGUCCGCUAUGGAGGUGUUGGUCUGCGAGGAUAGUCUCCAGCCGAAAUCAGCUUUCUCGCCUUUGGCAGGCGCAUUGGCGUCGGCUGCGGCCGCGUCCGCCUCGGUUUCGGCCGCGUACGCGAGCAGAGCCGCGUACUGCACCACUCCCAUCCCUUCGACCAGGCACAGGUUCCUGGCCGCUCCUUACGCAGGAACCGGCUACCUGCCCACAGUGAUCAAGCCGCCCAAUCAGAGUCUCCACGCGAAUGGUACGAGUGACGCCUAUCAAGAGACCAGUCCCGACGACGCCAGCGACAAGACGAGCUACUCCGAGUGACCGGACGACGCGCAGGCCGCCACCUGGUCUUACCUGCAAUAGCCUAGGGACGACGGGGGGAGGGAUUUCGGCCGUGGAAAUGGCUGCCUGAAUCACGAGGAGGACGGAACCUGAAAGUCACAACACAUGCGAGUCGUGAGAAUUUUCACGAAUUUCUUUCUGAUUGGGUGAAAAUCAUUGAGAUGGGAACAAUUUAGAAAUUUUGUAGAGGAUUGGUAGAGCGAGAGAUUAGGAAUGAAUAGUU
Apis florea (little honeybee) is the source of this 2844-nucleotide messenger RNA. It is a transcript of the gene dmrt99B, whose product is annotated as doublesex-Mab related 99B. Gene Ontology annotation, cellular component: nucleus. The record is from RefSeq and is a predicted model, not a curated record. Gene Ontology annotation, biological process: sex differentiation; regulation of transcription by RNA polymerase II. NCBI's taxonomy places the organism in Eukaryota, Metazoa, Arthropoda, Insecta, Hymenoptera, Apidae. Gene Ontology annotation, molecular function: protein binding; RNA polymerase II cis-regulatory region sequence-specific DNA binding; DNA-binding transcription factor activity, RNA polymerase II-specific.